AUGAAAGAAAACAAAGAGACCGCCAAAAGAACACAGUUUCUUCUCUUCUGGGGGCAAUGGUUUGUCCUAAUGCUGCUGCCUUGCUUUGGCACAUCUGCCUGUGACAAAGUGAACAGUGAUUCUCUCUUGUCCUUGGCUCUCCAGGCACCAUUGAAUUUGAAUUGGUCUUCUUCCACUGACUGUUGCCUUUGGGAAGGAAUAACCUGCGGCCCAGGAGAUCAAGGACAUGUCGUCCGGCUUUGGCUGCCUAGGAGAGGCUUAACUGGUGUCAUCAAUCCAUCAAUCACAAACCUCACCCAUCUCACCCACCUCAAUCUUUCCCACAAUUCUUUCCUGGGUUCUCUCCCUGAAGAUUUGUUUUCAUCUCUCUCUAGUCUCCAAGUCAUUGACUUGAGCUUCAAUCGUCUCAUUGGCCGCCUACCACCUUCAAAUAAAAUCAGUCAGCUUCAGGUUCUGAACUUGUCUAGCAAUUUCUUCAAUGGAACAAUCCCAUCUUCGAUCCUUGUCCCAUCGGUGUCCAUUUUCAAUGUCAGCAACAACAGCUUUUCCGGGUCGAUACCCAUCGACAAUGGUAGCAACCACACAUCCCUUACCUUCUUGGACUUGUCCUACAAUAAACUCAAUGACACAAUUCCCCCUGGAAUCGGAUUAUGUUCCAAGCUCCAAGUUUUCCGUGCAGGCUUCAAUAGCCUCUCUGGUUCUCUCCCUGAUGAAAUUUUCAACCUUGCUGAUCUCCGACAGCUCUCUCUGCCUGUCAAUAGUCUUACAGGACCCAUCAACGAUGGUAUCAUGAACCUCACCAAUCUCCAGAUCCUGGAGAUCUUUUCAAACCAGUUCUCUGGGCCAAUCCCAAGCCAAAUUGGUAGUCUUUCCAGGUUGGAAAAUCUGCUGCUCCACGUCAACAACCUCACAGGCCCCUUACCUCUAUCUCUCGCCAACAGUACAAAGCUGUCUGCUUUGAAUUUGAGGGUCAACAACUUCACUGGAGACCUCUCUUCCUUCAACUUCUCCCCUCUCCAACGCCUCACCACUCUGGACCUUGGCAACAACUACUUCACUGGUGAGUUCCCCAAAAGCCUCUACUCUUGCAAGUCACUAACAGCUAUUAGAUUGACCGAGAAUCAGCUCACAGGACAGAUAUCACCUGAAAUAGUUGCAUUAGAAUCCUUGGCUUUCCUCUCCAUCUCUACCAACAACAUGACAAAUGCCACUGGGGCUCUUAGGAUUCUAAAGGGUUGCAAGAACCUGACCUCUCUGAUCUUGUCCAAUAAUUUUCCGUUUGAGCCUGUGCCAGAUGAUAAAAGCCUAGGAGACCUAGAUGGAUUCCAAAGCCUUCGGGUUUUUUCUCUGGGGGGGUUGCCAAUUCACAGUCUGCCCAACCUUUUCUACAUUGAUUUGUCCAAUAACCUCCUUCAAGGUGGAUUUCCUAAUGACCUCUGUGGGAUGCCAGUUUUGACAUCGAAAGAGGCCAGUGAUAACGUGGACAGAAGUUAUUUAGAGUUGCCAGUAUUUGUGAAGCCCAAUAAUGCUACUGAUCAGCAGUACAACCAACUGUCCAACCUCCCCCCAGCCAUAUAUUUGAGUAACAACAGCCUUAAUGGCAGUAUCCCCAUUGAGAUUGGCCGAUUGAAGUUUAUUCAUGUGUUGGACCUUAGUCAUAACAAAUUCUCUGGCAGCAUCCCAGAUCAGAUUUCUAACCUCACUAACUUAGAGAAAUUGGAUCUUUCCUAUAACAAUCUAUCUGGUGAAAUCCCUGUUUCUCUCAAAGGUCUGCAUUUCUUGUCUUCCUUCAGUGUGGCAUACAAUGAUCUUCAGGGACUUGUACCAUCUGGAGGUCAGUUUGAUACUUUUACCAUCUCCAGCUUUGAAGGGAAUCCGGGCUUAUGUGUCCCUCCAACUCCCAAGCGCUCUUGCCAUCAAAGCCCUCAAAGCCCUCCACAAGUACUUGAAGUUACUCGGAGAUCUAAGACGCAGACGAUUCUUAUUGCACUCGUCUUUGGGAUCUUCUUUGGCAUUGGCUUUGGUAUUGGUUUUAGCAUGGAUGAUAAAAAAAUUCCAAUAAUUGGCUGGCGUAGGAAGUAA
Messenger RNA from Prunus armeniaca (apricot), 2082 nucleotides. The record is from the annotation of a GenBank genome assembly. NCBI's taxonomy places the organism in Eukaryota, Viridiplantae, Streptophyta, Magnoliopsida, Rosales, Rosaceae.